UGCAGCAGCUUCAUCAAUCUGCGCAGUUCACUUGCUUAGCGUACUGUCGUUUGGACUUACAUUGCAAAACUUUCAUCAAUCAUGUCUGGAAGAGGAAAAGGAGGAAAGGGUCUUGGCAAAGGAGGUGCCAAGCGUCAUCGAAAGAUUCUUCGUGACAACAUCCAAGGCAUCACCAAGCCAGCCAUUCGCCGAUUGGCUCGUCGUGGAGGAGUAAAGAGAAUCUCUGGUCUCAUUUACGAAGAGACACGAGGUGUUCUCAAGGUUUUCCUCGAGAACGUCAUUCGUGAUGCAGUCACAUACACAGAACAUGCCAAGCGAAAGACUGUCACCGCCAUGGAUGUCGUCUACGCUUUGAAGAGACAAGCAAGCUUAACACGUAUUGUCGUUUGGACUUACAUUGCAAAACUUUCAUCAAUCAUGUCUGGAAGAGGAAAAGGAGGAAAGGGUCUUGGCAAAGGAGGUGCCAAGCGUCAUCGAAAGAUUCUUCGUGACAACAUCCAAGGCAUCACCAAGCCAGCCAUUCGCCGAUUGGCUCGUCGUGGAGGAGUAAAGAGAAUCUCUGGUCUCAUUUACGAAGAGACACGAGGUGUUCUCAAGGUUUUCCUCGAGAACGUCAUUCGUGAUGCAGUCACGUACACAGAACAUGCCAAGCGAAAGACUGUCACCGCCAUGGAUGUCGUCUACGCUUUGAAGAGACAAGGCCGAACAUUGUACGGAUUUGGCGGUUAAGUUGCGUCGUCUUGUUUACUGGACGAACGACUGGAGUGGCUCGCCUUCUUCAACAAAACAAACAGCUUUUUUAAAAGCUACUAAAAAUGCCAAUGUUACCCAAUGUUUUACACCUUGUGAC
This is a messenger RNA of Rhopilema esculentum, 850 nucleotides long. The record is from RefSeq and is a predicted model, not a curated record. Lineage: Eukaryota; Metazoa; Cnidaria; Scyphozoa; Rhizostomeae; Rhizostomatidae.